Messenger RNA from Fonsecaea multimorphosa CBS 102226, 774 nucleotides. RefSeq lists its product as uncharacterized. The transcript has 4 exons. Lineage: Eukaryota; Fungi; Ascomycota; Eurotiomycetes; Chaetothyriales; Herpotrichiellaceae. Gene Ontology annotation, molecular function: oxidoreductase activity, acting on the CH-OH group of donors, NAD or NADP as acceptor. The coding region runs from base 1 to 774 and encodes 257 amino acids. The record is from RefSeq and is a predicted model, not a curated record.
AUGGCGAAUUUCUCGGUGAAGGGGCGGACAGCUCUGGUAACCGGAGGAGAUAGUGGCAUGGGACUCGGUUAUGUAGAGGCCCUUGCAGCAGCUGGAGCUGAUGUUUUGGUCUUCGACAUCAAUGCAGCUUCACCGAGCCAGGCAUUGCUUGAUCUGAAGGCGAAGUACUCAAGACUUGGCGUGACGAUCGCCUACUAUGUUGCGGACGUUUCUUCGAAGGAAUCUCUAAAAGCCGCCUUUUCCAAGGUUGAAGCCGAGUUCGGAAUACUGCAUAUUUGUGUAUGCAACGCCGGCAUCAACAAAGUUGCGGAUUUUCUCGAGAUGCCAUGGGACGCUCAUCAGCGCUUGCUCGAAGUCAAUGUACUUGGAUUGUAUCACACCGCACAACUGGCUGCGGCUUUGAUGAUUAAGAGCAAGGCUACAAGCCCCAGCAUCAUAUUAAUUGGCAGUAUUGCUGGGCGAAAUUCAGUGAAGGCCUCGAAUCAUUCCGCAUACUCCGGCACGAAAGGCGCUGUGCUGGGACUCUUGCCUGCCAUUGCAAAAGAGUUGGGCUCCCACGGAAUCCGCGUCAAUGCCAUCUCACCUGGCUAUGUGCGAACCCCGAUGACUGCACCAUAUCCAGAUCUCUUAGAGUCGUGGAAGAAGGAGACAAUGCUUGGCCGUGUCGGCAGCCCUGAGGACAUGAUGGGAGCGUGCAUUUUCCUUGCCAGUGAUGCAAGCAAAUAUAUCACAGCUCACGAUUUAGUAGUCGAUGGUGGAAAGACGAUGUGGUGA